Molecule: messenger RNA, 2163 nt
Organism: Epithele typhae
Lineage: Eukaryota; Fungi; Basidiomycota; Agaricomycetes; Polyporales; Epitheliaceae
Exons: 3
Coding region: 1-2163 (720 amino acids)
Source: RefSeq, a predicted model, not a curated record
AUGGACUGCGAAAAGUCCCCGCCCCCGCCAUCCCCUCCCCCCCUCGACGCCUCUCCCGCCCACAGCCCCGACCCGAUGGCCGCCGUCGUCGCCUCCCACCCCUUCGACUCCCCACACGACCCCCGCGUCGCCGCCGCACAGGCCUCUGGCGUCGUCAAGCCCCGCUAUCGCCCCGCCCCUGCAAAGACCUUCCAAUGCAGAGGCUACGGCGAGUGCAGGAUGAAAGCACACCGGCGAGCGUCCCUUCACCUGCCACUGCUCCAAGCAGUUCUCCCGCCUCGACAACCUCCGCCAGCACGCCCAGACCGUCCACGCGACAAGCAGGAGCAGAACGAGCGCAUGAUGCAGGAGCUCACCUCCCUCCACGCCAACAUGACCGCCGCCGCCAAGGGUGGCCCCGCCCGCAACAAGCGUCCCCAGCUCUCCUCUGGCUCCCCAGGCUCUCUCACCGGCGCCGUCCCCGCCAUGGCCGUCAAGCAGGAGGAGGGCGCGCACGGGCUGCCCAUCGCCCAGCGCCCGGGUACGAGCACGGGCUACGAGGGUGCGAACGCGCUCUUUCACCACCCUGGAAGUUCGCCCUGGCUCAUGCAGUCCGCCGAUGUCGACCGCGCCCCCGCUGCCGCUCGGCCGCCCAACAGUCAUUCCUUUCGUGACCCCGGCCAGUCCUUUCGUGCCUCAAUCAAUGCCGCCCCGUCACCUCCCUCCACCGCUGGCUACCAGCACCAGCUCGGGCACCACUCGGGCCAGUCCUUUCUCGUCCCCUCCGCCACCCAAUUCAACUUCAGUCUCCCCGAUCUCCCAUCCGCCCCACGCCCAGGAUCUAGCAGCGGCCCUCCAGCAGACCCCGCUCGAUCCCUCCCGCCCCUCUCUGCCGUCGUCGCCUCAUCCCUCCCUCCCCCUCCCGCGGCGGCUCCCUCCCCCACCGCCGCUCGCCCCCGGAUCACAGCCCCAGCAGCCACUCACACACUCAUCCUAUUACCCCUACCAACACCAUCAGGGCCCUAUCACGGACGCCGACCGUCAACCGCUACACGUCCAGGCACUGCCCCCGCCUCAUACUACUACCCACCAGGCUCUGCUGGCUCAGGCGCAUACGCUGCAGGAGUACCAGGUUUGGGCCCUCGGGGGUCAGAGCUAUCCCUACGGUUUGCCGUCGGACAUCCAGGACGCCUCGGCGGUGGGCUCGAGCCCAUACGGCGCCUCGCAGCGGCUAUGGAGGCAGCGUCGAGGAUGCGCGAGGAGACGAGCCGACCGUCGUACGCCCCGACCCAUAUGGGUCAUCGUCCGGGCUCAACCCUCGCAAACGACCUUUCUCUGGAUCCGACGACGACGAUGGCCCACGGGAACGCGCAGAACGGCUCGGCGGAGAUGCUGGCCGCCCAGUUAGCAGCGGGCCCGGGGCCGAGUACGACUACGGGUCCGACUCUCGGCCCCAAUCUCGACGGCUCUCUGUCAUGGAACUCUGCAACGACCCACCUCCAGAUGCAGCAGCAGCUCGAGCACUUGUACCGCUCCCAGACGCAGCAGCAGCAUCAGCAGCUCGCUCAGGCCCGUCAGCACGCGGCCUCUCGCGGCCCACAACAUCAUCCGGACUCGUCACUUCCGCCGCACAACUCGCACUCGUCGACCGCCCCUCCCGCAGCCCCCCUCCGCCCGCAGAGCGUGCACCCGCCGUCGCAGGUGGCGCAUCAUCACUAUUCUCUCGAGCUCCACCGUCAGCAGCAGGAGCAGCUCCGACAGCGUCUGCAGGACCAGCAGCGUUCCGAGACGGAGCGGGAGCAGCGGCGACGGAAUUCGGAGGAGGCGUAUAUGAUGCAGCAGCUCGCGGCGGCGGAGUCGUACGGGGUGCCGCUCUCGGACAGCCCGCAUAUGGCGCAGGCGGGCAGCACGUACUUCCCGGGCCCGGGCACGGAUGGGCCGCGCGGUCGCCAUCCUUCACACCCUCGCCCAUCGCAUCUCCACGGUCAUAUGCCGGGUCUCCCGUCGGCCAUGCAUCCGCUGCAGGCUCACCUGGCACAUCCGCAGAUUAUGGCGGACGCGGGAGCGUACCCCCCACAUCACCUGGUGAUGGACGGCGUGGGCCCGGAUCCCCUGGAGUUGGCGGUGCUGCGGGACAGUCCAGUGGGAAUGGUCAAGUACGGCUCGCCACUGCCCUUGGAAUGA